Messenger RNA from Hypoxylon fragiforme, 1523 nucleotides. RefSeq lists its product as uncharacterized. The record is from RefSeq and is a predicted model, not a curated record. The transcript has a single exon. Lineage: Eukaryota; Fungi; Ascomycota; Sordariomycetes; Xylariales; Hypoxylaceae. The coding region runs from base 223 to 999 and encodes 258 amino acids.
CGCAGCACCUCCAUCCUUAGCCUGCCAGAGUUACAUGUUAUAUAACCCUUCGUUCUUCUCCCCCCCACCACAGACUCAGCUCUUACUUUCUUACCACCACGGCGACUUCUCUGUAGAGCUUGUAGGCAUCCCGUCUUCAUAUCCUCACGAGUCAUUCGCUUGACUUGACGCCGCAUCACCAAUCCAACCCUCUACUUGAACGUCAUCCCAGGAACCGUCACCAUGCCUGCCUGCAAGCCAAAGCUCGCGCAGCUGACUACUCCCGUCACGGCCACCUUCCCUUCAGAGCUCUCUGCUCUGUCGGCCAGAACGCCUCUCUCUGCAGUUCGUGAAUACAUCAAGGAGGAAUACCCCACUAGUACCAAGACACCCAUUACCCCUCCUACGGCUUACAUGGAUUUCCUCAAGGCUAUGUCGGUAUCGUCUCCCGUUGCGACGGGGAAGCGAACAGGGUCAGGGACUACUACCCCGGAGGACGAUUCGGUGCUGGAUUCGGCACCAUCAACCGCUAGCAGUGAGCAGACAGACUGCUCUUGCAAAUGCGGCAACCAUAAAUCAGCCACCGGCGUGCCGCCGAGCCCUUUUGGAAAUCAGCCCAUGUCAGCCCCACCAGUGGGAAUGGCAUUUCCAAGCUUCCACCUCCCGUCAUCCCCUUCCGUGUCAACGAUAGAUUCACCACUGAGUGCAACGGUACGGUCACCAUUCAGCGCGAAAUCAGUACGGUCACCGUUUGAUUGGGAGGCAGCGUUAAAGUCCAGGUACUCGCAGGACUGCAGGGCGCAUAAAUCAUCAACGAAAAGUGUGAGGCAUAUCCGGGAGGUCGUUACGAGAACUGUUACUUACACGCCACGAAUGCAGCCGGCACCGAAAGGAAAGAGGAGGAAGACGACGCAUUCAGACUGCCAAAAAGCCCAAGCGGCGGCGGCGGCAGCAACGGCAGCGGCAGCAGCAGUCGCCAUCCCAGCCCCAGUCUCAGCUCCUCAAGCCAACAAGGUUUAGAGAAUUGAUGGACAGCGAAUAUAGCAAAUCAAAAAAAAAAUUUCGACAUCGUUUAAACUCAACUGACUUAUUUCGCCAAGGCCUGAUUUCAUAGCGGCUCCAGCAACGAUCUACCUAUAUUCCAUUUGUUUAUAACCAUUUAUCACUUACUCUCUGAGCAACUCACAUUCUCUAUCUCUACAACUAUCUACUUCUCCGAUAUAUUUAUCAGCAUCUAAACAACAUCAAUAACAACAAUAACGUCGCCUCCGAGAUUCAUGGGUUGCAGGUUCCCAUUUUGGGACCCGGAUCAGCGGCGGAAAUGAAUUUAUGGCUCCUUUACGAUCUAGAUCCAUGGCGUACCUGGAAUUAAAGAAGAGGGGACUAUGGGUGGAUAUUUGUUAACAAACUGCGACGGAGUUUAUUGGCGUUUUGUCGCAGGUCUGCGGCGUUAGCGAUCCUGGGGGCCCCGGAGCUUGCCAGGCGAUACCAAGGAAAUUGUGGGAUUUUUUUUCUAUUUUUUUGUAUUUUUUGGCCUGCGUAGU